Galleria mellonella (greater wax moth) is the source of this 4613-nucleotide messenger RNA. It is a transcript of the gene Usp8, whose product is annotated as ubiquitin carboxyl-terminal hydrolase 8. The record is from RefSeq and is a predicted model, not a curated record. Gene Ontology annotation, biological process: protein deubiquitination. The transcript is spliced from 19 exons. Gene Ontology annotation, molecular function: cysteine-type deubiquitinase activity. Lineage: Eukaryota; Metazoa; Arthropoda; Insecta; Lepidoptera; Pyralidae. The coding region runs from base 216 to 3050 and encodes 944 amino acids.
AAAGUCUGUGGCUCUAAUGAAUUCAUGAAUGAAAACAUGACAUUUUCCUUGCAUUCAUUAACUUUGUGAAUUUUUGUUUGCUUUCUGUGAAUUUUUACUAUAUUUCCGUUGUCAAACUAGCAACAAAACAAAUGUAGCGGUACGUUGUGCAAGUGACUGAUGUGUUACAUUUUAAUCGAUCUUUUAAAAUAUAAAGGCAUAAUUUAAAUAGCAAGAUGACGGAAACUCAUCGACAACAACUUCGCCUUGGGAAGUGUAUAGAGGAUUUGGACAAAUUACACAAUGUACCUGAACUCAAGACGAAAAGAGCCACAAUGUUAUGUAAAACUGCACAGAAACUAUUUGAAAACGCAGAGGAGGCCCGAUUGAAUGGUGAUGAGGAGUCUUCGUAUGUUUAUUACAUGAAGUAUCUCCGAAUUAUUGCAUACAUAAGCAAGGACAAGGAGUAUUUGAAGGAAAAGUCGUAUUUUAACAACAUGCUCGGCACGAAAAAUCCAAACAAAGCCCUUGAUGCUGCUGAAAAACUGAAGAGCAGCUUAAUUGACAGAUAUGCCAAAGAGCAGAAAGCGAAGCGAUUGAAUGAUAUAAAAGAGAGUGAGUUGUUUAAACAGAAAAUUGAUGAAAGCAGAAAGAAACAGAUGGAAAUAGUGCCAAUUAUUGAAGCACCAACACCUUUAGGAUUGCCAGGUCCAGACGAGGUGACCAUCAAGAGCGAGCAGUUGUACUCCAUAUUGAAGAGUGGCAAGUUGAAAGUAAUGAUACUGGACGUGAGACCGGGCAGUGCAUAUGUAGAGUCCCACAUAGCGUAUCACAUGUGCAUUAGUGUACCAGAGGAAUGCAUAUCUCCAGGUCAAUCAGCCAACGUUUUGGAGCAAAACCUACCGGCGGCGUCCAAGGAGGUGUGGGCUGAACGCGCCAGCAUGGAGCUGAUCGUGAUCCUGGACUGGAACAGCACAGAAGUUAUACCGGGGAAAACGUUGCAUCUCCUUAAGACGAUAUUGCUCAAGUGGGAUGUAAAAGUGCAUUACGCCCGGCCUCCAGUGGCCCUCAAAGGCGGUUACGAAGACUGGUUACUCAAGUAUCCGGCCUUCACCACGAACCCUCAAGCUGUACCGCCCAGGCAGGAGGAGUUCCUUGACGACAUGCUCAGCGAGAUUGACUACCCCAACUGGUCUGACCUGGCCCCAGUGACUCCACCGUCGAGGCCCAAACCUCACCAACUCAAGCCUGGCGAGCCGAUCAUUGACCGCGCUAGUAAGGCGGUAGCAGUGCAGAUAUAUGAGGAGAGAGCGCGGAUGCAGUUGAUCCUGGAGCAGCAGGAGCGCCUCGCAGACACCUCGCUCACGCUCGAGAUGCAGCGCAUCGAGGCUGAGCAGGACUGGGAGAAGGUCCGAGUCCAACGCGAGAGUGAGCAGCAUGAUGAGGUGCGAGCGAUGUUCCUUCUGCGCGAGCAGGAGAUCAUAUCGCAACUUAUGCAGCUUGAGAACAAGCAGUAUGAUAUGGAACAAGAAAACCUAAGUUUACGCGAGCAACUUGAGGAAUACCAAAGGCGUGAACGUGAGGACGCAGCCCGACUUGCGGACUCUAUUGCCAGCGCGGCCCACGACAAGGAGGCAGAAGCGGAACGAGCGCGCCUAGCCAGCGAGCAAGCGGCUGCUGAACGUGAAUUGGAAGCGAAGAGAGCUCGCAUCGCAGACAUGCAAGCACAGCGCGUGCAGCUCGACCAGCACCGCGAGCAGCUGCAGCAGCAGCGCCUGCGCAAGCAGCACGCCUCGCGCCGCGCACGCAGGCAGGACGAUGACAGUGACUCGUACAUGGCGUCCCCGGACAGUCCCGGGGCGACCGGCCUCAACCGGUCGCAUUCCUCACCGAAUAUACCGAAAAUGCAGUCCGUAGAAGAGGACAUGAUAAUACCGAUUGUGGAUCGUAGCACGAAACCGGCAAAAGUGGCUCCCUCCAGUGACAUGUAUCAGCGUGAUUUCCAGCCAGUGUGGGGACGCGUGGAACGCGGCCUUACUGGAUUGAAGAACCUCGGCAACACCUGUUACAUGAACUCUAUUGUUCAGUGUCUGAACAAUACCAAUAUGUUGGUCACAUACUUCUGCAGUGGAGAGUACCUGGGACAUGUCAACAGGUCUCAUAGCACACGCGGUGCUAUCGCCGAGGAACUGGCCGCGGUAGUACGGGCGCUCUGGUCAGGGCAGUACCGUUUUAUUGCCAUCAAGGAUCUCAAGAACGUGGUGGCCAAACAUCAGCGUACGUUCCGCGGUUGCGAGCAGCAGGACUCUCACGAGUUCCUGACCAUCUUAAUGGACUGGCUCCAUCUUGAUCUGCAGUUCACCAUAAGCGUGCCGUCCAACAAGGACGAUCUGCCCGCGUCGGAGAAGGCGUGGUACGAAUAUACGAAGUCGAAGGAGAGCAUGAUCCUACAGUUGUUCUACGGACAAAUAAAGUCCACGGUGAUGUGUACCGUGUGCGGAAAACAGAGUGUGACGUAUGAGUCGUUCUCAAACCUCUCGCUCGAGAUGCCGGCCAACUCCAACCGCUGCUCGCUAAGUGACUGCCUCAAAUUGUACCUCAACGGCGAGACGAUACCCGGCUGGAACUGUCCGAGCUGUAAAGAGAAACGGGACGCACUCAAGAAGUUAGACAUAUCGCGUCUCCCGCCAAUAUUGGUUAUUCAUUUUAAACGGUUCUACGUUGACCCACAAGAGUAUAUGUGCAAUACAUAUCGUAAAAAGCAAACGUUCAUAGACUUUCCUCUAGAGGACUUGGAUAUGAGCGAGUUCUCAUUGAAUUGCUCGAACAAGAAUAUGUACGAUUUAUACGCUGUGUCGAAUCAUUAUGGGUCCAUGGAGGGCGGACACUACACCGCGGCCUGCAGGAAUACAGUGACUUCCAAGAAUGUAGCGUGCAAUAAACACAACGGCUAUGGCAAAUGGCAUAAAUUCGACGAUCACCUAGUAACAGUGAUAUCGUCGGCCGAAGUGAGGUCGAGCGCCGCGUACAUUUUGUUCUACGCGUGCCACGACCCGGCGUCCCUGUCGUGAUGGCGGCGGCCUCGCCCGCGCCCGCAGCGCCCCCGUGCGGCCGCCACGUACCUCGCGGCGCCCUACGGCAGCCAACACUUGAAUAAGCCUGUUCCACACUAUACUGACAACCUAUUUUCACCGAAAUACACGACGGUCGCGAAUAACUUCCAUUUAACAUAGUUUUUUUUUAAUGGGUGAUAAUGGAAUGGUAACCCCACCCACGCUAUCGGUAUACACCGGCGGGGCACCAAUGAGGGAUGAUAGGUGAGGAUGAAGCAGCUCAGUUAGUCCAUCGUGACGAAUUCAACAAGAAUUGUUCACGAUGGUUUCCAGGGGGAACCACGUGGAGGUCGACCUGAUAGGGCAUAUUGCUAGCAAUGUCGAACUCCAUUGCUAACAAUCCCUUUCCCCAUUCCAUUUAACAUAGUUGAGUUUAACUAAAAAAAAAUACAAGUAAACCUUACAGGUUACUAAAAAUACAAUAAAUAAAUAAAUGUUUUUUUUUCCAACUCAGGGUUUGCUCGCCCUUUUUUGUAUAUAACAAAGAAUAAAUAAACAAAUUAAUUAAGGAACAGGUGUGUAGGUACGAUUUUCCUGCAAAGGUCAUUCAUCGCAUUCCUAUAUAUUUUAUUGGUGGUAAUGGUUGUUAGAACUAGUCCAACAGUGGGCUCUUUGGAAUUCAUCCCGCGAUCGUUGCAAAGAAUUCUACCUUGAAACACCCAGUGCGGUCGUCCGGGACUUUCUCAUGUGUAAAAAUCUAUACUAGUGAAUUUAAAUAGUAUUACCUACUUAUCUAUUUUUACCAGAGGCAGACUUUGUACAAAAGUCGAUUGCUUGGGUAGUUCUGUCCCAUUCGUGUUUCUACCGUGAAGCAGUUGUGUUUGCAUGGCUGUGUUUGAAGGGUGGGAAUAUGGCGUGAAUUUACUGGGUACAGAGGAAUAACACCUGAGUCCUCAGGAAUGGCAACGCAUGGAGGGGGUAUCAUGGGCGAAACAGUAUAAUCUGUUAUGUCCAUGCUACUGCUCAUGUCUGUAGGCGACGGUUACCACUUUCCAUCAGGUGGACCGUCAGCUUGUUUGCCAUUCUGAGUUGUAUAAAAAAAAAAUCUAAAAACAAAUUAGUGUUUAAAAAACUGUAUGGAACAGGCUUGUUAUUUUUAUACAUAUAUAUAAAAUGUCAUAAUUUGUAUAAAAUGUAUAAUGCGUGUAAAAAGGCUUAUAAUUAUAUUGAAAUAGUGUUAAUUUAUAAUUUGUCUUGUUUCGAGAUAUGUUUGUUGUGAUCCUGUAAGUUGAUAGUCGUGGGCGUCUAUGGUGGUAUGGUGUUUAUAGUUCACUAUAGACUUGCCACGUUAUCGGACAUUGAUUUUGGAAAAAUUGGAUUGGAGCAAAAUGUAUCCAAAAUGUAAGAGGACAAUUUUUAACUCUUGUGACAGUAUUGUGAACAAUUAUAAUUUAUAAGCGACCUCAAAAAUUUGAAGUGAUUAUCGAAUCGAUUGCUGUAAACAAAUGUAUAUAGGAUACAUAAAUAGAUUGUAAAUUUAAGUGUAAGGCAAACUUUAUUAAAUUUUUUGUUAAUAUAAUA